This is a messenger RNA of Aureobasidium pullulans EXF-150, 1811 nucleotides long. RefSeq names its product DnaJ-domain-containing protein. Lineage: Eukaryota; Fungi; Ascomycota; Dothideomycetes; Dothideales; Saccotheciaceae. Gene Ontology annotation, molecular function: Hsp70 protein binding. Gene Ontology annotation, cellular component: cytoplasm. The coding region runs from base 114 to 1415 and encodes 433 amino acids. The transcript is spliced from 2 exons. The record is from RefSeq and is a predicted model, not a curated record. Gene Ontology annotation, biological process: protein refolding.
CAACACAAACACCAGUUGCAUAUCGACUUGAUUCUGUCUAGCGACCACAUCUUUUUCUCCUACCGCUCUAUCACAUUCUCUGUCCUCUACAGGACACCAACAACACCGCAAUCAUGUCGACCGAAAUCGACCUCUACGAGAUAUUAGAAAUCAGCCGCGAUGCUACAAAAACCGAAGUGAAAAAGGCCUACCACAAGGCCGCUCGCGUCCACCACCCAGACAAGGUCCCCGAAGCCGACCGCGCUGCCGCAGACGACCGUUUCAAGGAUAUCCAACAAGCCUACGAGAUCCUCAGUGAUGACCAGACCAGAGAAAUGUACGACAUGCACGGCAUGGCCGCCUUUGAAAAGGGUGGUGCAGGAGGAGGUGCUGGACCAGACUUGGACGAUAUCUUGGCGCAAAUGUUUGGACAGGGUAUGGGUGGCAUGGGAGGAAUGGGAGGUGGUUUCGAGGGUAUGGGUGGCAUGCCGGGAAUGGGUGGAAUGGGAGGCAGAGGGCCCAGAAAGAGCAAGAACGAGAUGCAGGAAUAUGAGGUUUCGCUCGAGGAACUGUACAAGGGCAAAACCACACGCUUCGCUUCGACGAAAAACGUCAUCUGCCAGAACUGCAGUGGCAGUGGUGGUAAAGCAAAUGCUAAGCCGAAGAAGUGUGGAACUUGCGAUGGAAGAGGUUCAAAGAUCGCCCUUCGCCCCGUCGGCCCCGGCCUCGUCACCCAAGAAACCGUCGCCUGCUCCACCUGCUCAGGCCGCGGCUCCUACUUCCCCGACGACAAGAAAUGCAAAAAAUGCAAAGGUGUUCGCACAAUCUCCCAACGCAAAAUCCUCGAACUCUACAUCCCUCCCGGCAGUCGUCAAGGCGAUAAGAUCGUUUUGGCAGGUGAAGCAGACCAAGUUCCCGAUCAAGAGCCUGGAGACAUUAUAUUCGAACUGGUCGAGACACCGCAUGACGUUUUCCACCGUGCGGGUAGUGAUUUGCAGGCCGAGUUGAAGGUUACACUUGCAGAGGCCUUGACGGGAUUCAACAGAGUCGUUCUGAAGCACCUCGACGGCCGAGGAAUUUCACUACAUGUCAAGCAGCCUGCAGGUCGCAUCUUGCGUCCUGGUGAGAUCCUCAAGAUCUCGGGCGAGGGUAUGCCCAUCAAUCGUUCGGAUGCCAAGGGCGACCUUUACCUGAUCGUCGAUGUGGUGUUCCCUGAGGACGGCUGGUUGAGAGACGAGGCUACCAUCAACAAGAUCAGAGAUGUGUUGCCGAAGAGCAAGGAGGAGGAAAUCACAGCCGAGGAAGUCGAUGAGGUGGAUUGGGAGGUCGUCAGUGAUAUGGAGGACUUUGGUGCCGGCUCAGGAGACCCGAGAGCGGCUGAGUGGGAAGACGACAGUGAGGAGGAAGGUGAGGGAGCUCAGUGCCAGCAGCAAUAAGCUCGUGGAAGAGAGGAGGCAAUGCCGCGAAGACGAAGACGCAAAAGUUACGAAGGAGGAUAGACACAUUGACGAUCAUAUCAAGGAACGGCCUUCGCUGACGGAGAAUUGGACAAUUGGCGUACAUGAGAGAGGGAAGCUCAAAAUCUGCUCCUUGCUAUUAGACACUUGUAUAUUGGAACGCUCUACUCCAUCAUUGCUCAUCUUCUGACAAGUUUCACGGUCAAUAUAUCGUCGGAAGGAUUGAGUACUUCUCACCAUGAUGACACUCAUCCUAACAGGAGCCUAGCUGCAAUCAUGUAAUCAAGGUGUUUUCUUCGACGCACCUUCCUCUCGAGCAUUGCCGGCUAGCUGUUGCCAAUUCAUGGUCACGAUACCAUCUUCAACCCCCUCAAU